Messenger RNA from Aaosphaeria arxii CBS 175.79, 986 nucleotides. RefSeq lists its product as uncharacterized. The transcript has 2 exons. Bases 40 to 873 code for a protein of 277 amino acids. The record is from RefSeq and is a predicted model, not a curated record. Lineage: Eukaryota; Fungi; Ascomycota; Dothideomycetes; Pleosporales.
UCCAUUUCGAACAGGAUUGAACUGUCAAAAGUUCGUACGAUGCGUCGGGGCCAUCUCUGGCGUCACAAAUCCACUCAUGUAUUCCGGCUUUUAGGCGGCGGCAGACUAUGGUCCAGCCUUCUGCUUCCGUUUCUAGCCUCUAUGUGUAUAGCAUUGCUAGCUCUCUCCCUUCGUGACCCUGAACCCACGUUUUAUUCCAGCUGGGGCACGUCCUCCCAGCUUCUGCUCCAGUUCACCCGGUCAUCCUUCACUACGAAAGGUAUCAUCUUCACUGCCUGGUUUGCCAACACGCCCCAAGUAUUGCUCUCUAUCGCUUACUUCAGCAUCAACCGUCUCUGCACCUCCAUUUGCAGCGUUAUCGAAUGGAAUAACUUCGGCCUCCACAGAAAAGGUCUCCGUGUUUCCUCACCUUCCCACCUCCAACGGAAAACCCACUUCCUCCAAAUUCCCUGGCGCUGGUCCCUCCCACUAACCUGUACAUCGGGCUUCCUACACUGGCUCCUAUCGCAGACGUUAUUCCUCGUCCGCUUCGAAAAGCGCAGAGUCGACGGAUCGUUGUAUCCUGAUGAGUCGAAAUGUGCAUGUGGGUACUCACCGUUGAGUUUCCUCAUCUUCACGCUUUGCUUUCUGGGAUUGUUGCUGGUGCUGCUGUGGAUUGUACUCAGGAGGGUUACGGCGUGGAUGCCACCGGCGGGUCAUAGCAGCUUGGUUAUUAGUGCAGCGUGCCGGCCGCCUGAUGAGGACAUGUAUGCGCACUGGGGGAAGGUCAAGUGGGGAUUAGUAGUUAAGGGAGUAGGGUGCGAAGAGGAGAAGGUGUGGUGUAGCUUCACGAGCGGAUCUGUCCGCCUACCUCUAGGCGUUGAUGAUGACUAAAAGGCAGAAGGGGAAGAAUGAGGCACCCAGUCCAAUGGUUCAAUGAGAUCAGAACAACCAAUCAAUCUGAAUCAUAGCAGACUGUAUUUCACGAUAGCUACUAGUGAUUAGAC